UCAAACACAACAUAGAAAAUUAUUAGGUCGAUAAGCUUAAGAGCACUUUUUCAAGAAACGAGUGUGAAGAUCAAAAACAAAUGUGCGAUGCCAGCUAUAAAUACGACUACACCAUGAGGGUCUCUUCCAUCAUCUAACCUUCAAGGACCUAGAGUUGAAACACCAAAGCCAAGUGAGCAAUAGUAAACACAAAUCAAACAUGAAGACCUUCAUCAUAUUUGUCCUCCUUGCCAUGGCGAUGAACAUCGCCAGUGCCAGUAGGCUGCUAAGCACUAGAGGCAAGGAAUUGCAUACUCCACAAGAACAAUUCCUCCAACAACAACAAUUCCCCCAACAACAAAUCCCCCAACAACAUCAAAUCCCCCAGCAACCACAACAAUUCCCCCAACAACAACAAUUCCUCCAACAACAACAAAUCCCGCAACAACAAAUCCCCCAACAACAUCAAAUCCCCCAGCAACCACAACAAUUCCCCCAGCAACAAUUCCCCCGGUCACAACAAUCCCCUGAACAACAACAAUUCCCCCAACAACAAUUCCCCCAGCAACCACCACAACAAUUCCCCCAACAACAAUUUCCAAUACCAUACCCACCCCAGCAAUCACAAGAACCUUCCCCAUACCAACAAUAUCCACAACAACAACCAUCUGGGAGCGACGUUAUAAGUAUCAGUGGCCUAUGAAAUGAAGAGAUGUAAUACUAGAAGGGUGAAUCAUCGUUGUUAGUUAAUGGAGCAUAAUGUAACAAUGAUAAAUAAAGUGAUGUGCACCAUCAUGUGUAACCCCGACCUGUACUAGUCCAAACAUGGGAAUAAAAGACAAAUAAGUUCUUUUCUGAA
Messenger RNA from Triticum aestivum (bread wheat), 838 nucleotides. RefSeq names its product gamma-hordein-3. Bases 200 to 682 code for a protein of 160 amino acids. The transcript is spliced from 2 exons. NCBI's taxonomy places the organism in Eukaryota, Viridiplantae, Streptophyta, Magnoliopsida, Poales, Poaceae. The record is from RefSeq and is a predicted model, not a curated record.